AUGACCAUGGCAGUCGACAGUCAUGACCCAUCAGUUCGUUAUCUUUUUUUCGAAGAGCAGCGGCAGCAGAAGCAGCAGAAGCAGCAGGUACCAGUUGACGGAACAUCCUCGGGGAGCUUGCCGCUUCUGUAUUCAGCGAGGCCAGCGUGCCAUCCUGUGGACGAUGUUCGGUCGGCUGCGGCGUUACGCCGCAUCACGGAAGGUUUUCUAAAUUUGGAUCAGCAAAUGAAAAUGUGGCGUCGGCAUUUACACCGGAAAUUGGGCAAUCUUGAAAGCCGCUUGAGUCGCUGUGAGUCUGUGCUGCUGCAGAAGAAGACGCCGGUGCCUCAGCCAGCCGUGGUGAAGGCCUCAACAACGACGUACAAUGACAUUUAUGAUGGCGUGGAAGACGAGUUCAAACGGCUCCAUCUCACCGUGACGGCCCUCCGUGAGAAGGCGGCGGAGUGUUGUCGUGAUGGGCAAUCAUUUUUUCCCCCCAAGAGACAGGGGAAAAAAGGAAAAGGGGAACCCGCAGGGAAACAUGCCAUGUGUGACGACGAAGACGUGUCCAUCGAGGGAGGAGGGGUGUUUGAUUCUCAUUGUGAGCAUGUCGGCGUCGCGAAAAGGAUGUCACCCACCGCGGACACCACGGCAGUGGGAAGUGGGGAAAGUGUGGGACUCACACCUGACGGUGCAGAAAUGCCUUCUGCUUGUUUGUUUCUCGGUGAGACCGUUGUUGAUGGUGAUUGGCAACACGUGGAGGGAAUGCAGCCACGUGAGGCAUCUUGUUGCUUAUAUAAAUUACAAAAUCAGAGUUCUUUUCAGCCUACGCCAUCCUUUUCCACAAUGACACCCGUCAGUGAACAGAAGUACUUCGCAAUGGACAGUACAUGCCGUCAUGACUGGUCGCCAUUUAUUCAUGAGCCGUGCAGGCCGGAAAAAAGAAUUGUCCGUGGAGGGAAACCGGCGACAAUGGAUAAAACUCCAACGAAUGUCCCCGAUCUCCGCAUGAGGUCGACAGCGACAACGACACAAGAAAAAUGUUGUGAGAUAAAUGAAUCUCCUCUUGUGCAGGCUUCUUCUCUGGAGAGAAGACUCAUUUACUCCCCAGAGACACCAAAGCGGAUGCAGGGACAAGUGUCACCUGUGCCUUCUGAUGCUGCCAGAAGUGCAUCUUCUUCUACAAAAAGAGGAAUGGAAAUACCCUUAUCGAAUGCCGAUUCUGUGGAACAUCUGCAUAAUUUGGCGGAACCCGCGUUAUCCUCAAAGCCAGUGACGAAUGGGCAAAAGCGGCCGGAUGCGACACCGUCUUCGCAACAUGGCGGUGCAUUUGUUGAUGCAUUCGCUUCUGCUGUUGCUGGUGUACCCUCGUCUUCCCCUCUUUACGUAUUACCGCAGCAAAUUUAUAGCAGCCGUGGUAACAGUUGUGACCGUAGCAGUGAAUGGGACAAUACCGAAGAUGAAGAGAAGGCGAGUGAAAGUAGUAAUGAGGAAGUUCUUUCCGCGGUCGCGCUGUCGAUGCCUACGGUUGGCACUGUGUGGCAAAGGGUGGUCUCGUUGGCCCAUGCUGAGCAGUACUACGACCAGCUGUCAAGAUUGAAUCAUCCUCCCUUGUCCAUGUUGUCCUCGGAUACGCUGGAAAUAUCCGAAUUGACAGUGCAGGAAACAUAA
Messenger RNA from Trypanosoma cruzi, 1650 nucleotides. RefSeq lists its product as uncharacterized. Bases 1 to 1650 code for a protein of 549 amino acids. The transcript has a single exon. The record is from RefSeq and is a predicted model, not a curated record. Lineage: Eukaryota; Euglenozoa; Kinetoplastea; Trypanosomatida; Trypanosomatidae.